Messenger RNA from Mesocestoides corti, 468 nucleotides. Lineage: Eukaryota; Metazoa; Platyhelminthes; Cestoda; Cyclophyllidea; Mesocestoididae. The record is from the annotation of a GenBank genome assembly.
AUGGAGAAGCCCAUUCAGAGGGAUCAAGCCAACCGCUCUCCCGACUUAAAAGACCACGAAGACACGGCCUAUCUAAGCCGUUCUCACCAUCAGACUCCGCUCAAUGUCCACUUUCUAAAGCCCAACUUCCUCAGAACUGGCCCCUCAAAUUACCUCAAUAUCCCACCAACGCUCCCGUCUACAAACUCCAAGAACUCGGAGGUAAUCGCAAAGCUGUCGGAUGAGAUGCACACCAGCAUGCCUGAGCGCCCCCCUCGUGUGCCACUGUCGACCUACGAUGUCACCUGUGUAAAUAGCAAUUUGUCCGGCGAGCGAAUCCUCGACACACGAGUAAACUGCGCAGAGGGCCCACCAUCUCACGGGGAAGGUACCAAUGCGAUUUCAAGUGGGAGUCCGAUUAGCCUGCCGUUCGGAAGGAACGCAGAUGCAACCCGCAUACAUCCUACGCACUGCUUGAAGCUGUACUGA